UCAGGCCUAAACCUAGCUAAAAGAAGCGAUCAUGAGCUAUAUAUAUAAUUAUACACACGAAUAUGCUUAUAUAAAAAUAUUAUUACGGUUUCUCAACUAUUAACACAGAAGGAGAGAUCGAGAGAGAGAUGGGAAAUAGUAUAGGGCGGGCAAGGAAGAAGGCGAAGGUGAUGAAAAUAACCGGCGAGACCUUCAAACUCAGGACUCCGGUCCAGGCCCGGGAUGCCAUGGCGGGCUAUCCGGGACAUGUCCUCCUGAACUCCGACAUGGUCCAGCAAUUUGGUAUCCGGGCCCGUCCCUUGGAUCCCGAGCAGCCCCUCGAGCCUAACAAGCUCUACUUCCUUGUCCAGCUCCCUGCCGAUGCCAUCAGUAGUUAUUCGUCAGCCCCGCGCAGGGUACGUUCGGGAAUCCACAUGAGCGCCAAGGACAGGCUCGAGUACCUGAUGCUGUCACGGAGGUCGGUCUCGGAACUCCCAAUUGCGAGGUCGGCGGCAGCCUCCUCCUCUGAAGCACCGCAGAGUGCGGGGUCAGGGCUCCAGGUAAGGAUGAGGCUGAGCAAGGCUCAGAUGGCUGAGCUGGUGGAUGAGAGCCGGGAUGAAAGGGAAAUUGCUGAGAGGGUGUUGAGGCUCUACAUGACGCGGGAGAGGGAAGGUAAAUGUGGUGAUGGCGAUGAGAUCGACGGCGGCCGUGAUUUGCCGCAGCACCAUCGAGCUGAUCAAUUGAAGGCAGCUGAUCUAGGAGUUCAUAGUGAGAAACGGGUGACGUUCAAUCCAAUGGAAAGAGGAGAAAUCUUAGAGCUAUAGCACACAGCCUCUCCAUAUAUAUAGCUGGCCACACUCUUCGCCGCCGUGGCUAAAUGUGCAUAACAAUUGGCACUUCAAUUCAUGGACUUCUUGUCUUAUAUAAUUAAUCUCUUCUUCCUUCUUCUUAUGCCUCAUCUUUGAUUUUAAUUUAUAUAUAGCAUUAACCAAUAAAUUAUUGUAAAAUUGCAAUA
Punica granatum (pomegranate) is the source of this 994-nucleotide messenger RNA. NCBI's taxonomy places the organism in Eukaryota, Viridiplantae, Streptophyta, Magnoliopsida, Myrtales, Lythraceae. The record is from RefSeq and is a predicted model, not a curated record.